This is a messenger RNA of Brassica oleracea var. oleracea, 670 nucleotides long. RefSeq names its product 17.6 kDa class II heat shock protein. Gene Ontology annotation, biological process: response to heat; response to hydrogen peroxide; response to salt stress. The transcript has a single exon. The record is from RefSeq and is a predicted model, not a curated record. NCBI's taxonomy places the organism in Eukaryota, Viridiplantae, Streptophyta, Magnoliopsida, Brassicales, Brassicaceae. Bases 54 to 518 code for a protein of 154 amino acids.
CAAAGAAGAAGAAAUCAAGAAAUCAAGAACGCAACACAAACAAGUAAAAACAAAUGGAUUUUGGAAGGUUCCCGAUAAUCUCAAUCCUCGAAGACAUGCUAGAAGUCCCCGAGGAUCACAACGAGAAGAGCCGAAACAACCCCUCUAGAGCUUACAUGCGCGACGCAAAGGCCAUGGCGGCUACACCAGCCGACGUGAUAGAGCAUCCGAACGCGUACGUGUUCGUGGUGGACAUGCCUGGGAUCAAAGGAGAGGAGAUCAAGGUUCAGGUGGAGAACGAGAAUGUGCUUGUGGUGAGCGGAGAGAGGCAGAGGGAGAACAAGGAGAGCGAGGGCGUGAAGUACGUGAGGAUGGAGAGGAGAAUUGGUAAGUUUAUGAGGAAGUUUCAGCUUCCUGAGAAUGCGGAUUUAGAGAAGAUCUCUGCCGUUUGUAACGAUGGUGUUUUGAAGGUGACUGUUGAGAAGCUUCCUCCUCCUGAGCCAAAGAAACCGAAGACUAUUCAGGUCCAAGUUGCUUGAGUUUGUUGAUUUCUCCUUUUGUUUGGUUCUCGGGUCUGAAUGUAAUGGGAAUGCGAGAGACUGCGUGCUGUGUGAUCUAAGAUGUAAUAAAAGUGCCUGCUCUGUUUUAAUUUUCUUUUUUGUUAUUUUAAUUAAUGAGGUUGGUUUAAGUA